Exophiala spinifera is the source of this 2046-nucleotide messenger RNA. Its product is annotated as methionine-tRNA ligase. Gene Ontology annotation, biological process: methionyl-tRNA aminoacylation. The record is from RefSeq and is a predicted model, not a curated record. The transcript is spliced from 2 exons. Bases 1 to 2046 code for a protein of 681 amino acids. Lineage: Eukaryota; Fungi; Ascomycota; Eurotiomycetes; Chaetothyriales; Herpotrichiellaceae. Gene Ontology annotation, molecular function: ATP binding; methionine-tRNA ligase activity.
AUGCUCGCCCUUGAACACCGUGCUCGGAGUUUCUUCCUCCAAUGUCGAGCUUCUGCACGGUGCAAAUACCAAUCCUCGUUCGCGGUGAAUCGGUCAUCAUUCCCGCGACGCGCUUUCGCAACAGCCUCUGAGCUUGAGCCUCUGUCGGACAGCAGCACCGAGAGGAGGAAAAAGCCAUACUAUGUGACUUCGCCCAUCUUCUACGUCAAUUCAGCGCCUCACGUCGGCCACUUGUACACUCUCGUCCUCACCGACGUACUAAAACGAUGGGCGAAACUGUGCGGCGACGAAAAAGCCACGCUCCUGACGGGCACUGAUGAACAUGGCAUGAAGAUACAGAAAGCGGCGCAAAGGGCGAACACGGACGUGAAGCUCUUCUGCGAUCGUCACGCAGAGCAGUUCAAGGCACUCUGCGACGCCGCCAACAUCAGCUACGACCGGUUUAUCCGGACCACGGACGCGGAUCAUAAAGAGGUGGUCGAGUACGUCUGGAACGAGCUCAACCAUGGGGGCUACAUCUACGAGGCGAGUCACGAGGGCUGGUACUGCGUGAGCGACGAGACCUUUUAUCCCGAAACGCAGGUCCAGAGGAUCCUCGACCCGUCGACCGGCGACACCAAGAUCGUGUCGAUCGAGACCGGCAAAGAGGUCGAAUGGACUUCGGAGACAAACUACCACUUCAGACUGUCCGCGUUUCGAGAACCCCUGCUCGAGCACUACACGAAGAAUCCGACCGCGAUCGUCCCAAAGCAACGCAUGGCGUUCGUGAAGAAUGAGAUCGAGAAUGGACUCACCGACCUCUCCAUAUCGAGACCCUCGUCUCGGCUGUCUUGGGGCAUUCGCGUGCCAGGCGAUGACAGCCAGACAAUCUACGUCUGGCUAGACGCCCUCCUGAACUACCUGACCAUGACGGGCUACCCGGUCGGCAGGUUCAACAAGGCCGAUUCGAUAUGGCCGCCGGACUGCCAGGUGAUUGGCAAGGACAUUAUUCGAUUCCACACCAUCUACUGGCCUGCAUUCCUGAUGGCCCUGAAGCUUCCCGUGACCGACAAGUUCCUGUCGCACGCCCAUUGGACCAUGAACAACGAGAAAAUGUCCAAAUCAUCGGGAAACGGCGUGAAUCCGUUUCUCGCCAUGGACAGGUACGGCGUUGACACGAUUCGAUUCUACAUGGCGUACCACGGCGGCAUAGUCGACGAUGCCAUGUACGAGAAUUCGCGAGUCGCGGGGACAUAUAACCAUGUUCUGAAAGACGGAUUUGGAAAUUUGCUGCAGCGGGUGUUUAAGAGCAAACAAUUCAAUGUUCGAGAAUCCGUCAGACUGGUUGCACAAGAAGCGAACAACAGCGACACCAGCAGCAUCUUUUCAUCAUCAUCAUUAUCAUCAUUAUCAUCAUUAUCAUCAUCAACAUCAACAACAGAAUUCCUGUCCAACGGCAAUGGCAAUGACGACGACACGGCUACCACCACCACGACUGCCGCUACUACUGCUACUCCUAGCAGCGAUCCCAACAACGCAAACGCGAAUGUAAAUGCAGACCUGGAAGCGUUGCACGAAAGUAUUCAGGGCCUACGUAAGCAGUUAACAGUGAUACAAGAACGGACAGACAGAGCGAUGAAAGAGCCAAACCCUCGAACCGCGGCGCACCACAUCGUCGAGCUGAUCAGGACCACGAACAAGUUCUUCCACAACGCCGCACUAUGGGGACGCAUGAACACGACCGACCCCGGGGAGCGACAGCUGGCGCAUUACGGCGUGUACAUGAGCGCCGAGGCGAUCCGCAUCGUCGCAAUCCUGCUGCAGCCGUUCAUGCCGGAGCGGAUGAAGGUGGCACUUGACAUGAUGGAGGUGGACGAGUCGAAGCGGACCUUUGGCCACGCCCGGGUCGGCGCCGACUGGACUUAUGGAUGUCUUCCUCCUGCCCCUGCCGCUGCACAACCUCCACCUUCGACUGACGGGGGCAAGAACAACAACAACAGAAAGAAAGCAAAGUCGGCAGGGGCCGGCGCACCGCAGUUGUUCCCUAUGCUUCUUUCGGACAAUUAA